This is a messenger RNA of Sclerotinia trifoliorum, 3989 nucleotides long. NCBI's taxonomy places the organism in Eukaryota, Fungi, Ascomycota, Leotiomycetes, Helotiales, Sclerotiniaceae. The record is from the annotation of a GenBank genome assembly.
CUACCCACUCCUGCUUUUCGCCUCAGUGAUUCAUGAUCAUGAUGUCUCUGAUUUCGACAGUUUCAUUCUACUUUGCAUUCGAUAUUCUCCGUCAGAGGGGUUUUCCGUAGAAUUUUAUGCUGCAGCUGCAACCUACAACGAUUUGAAUACUACCUAUUGACAUCACAUUUACGAAGCAUCAAGCUGCAAAGCAAACUGCAGCAGGAAAGUCCGACCGCUACAAAUGCCGCUGAUAAUAAUUUUCAGGGUUUAACUUAGCCUCGAAAGACCCCUGUUUUCUCCUCCAAAUGCAUUAAAGAUCCCGCAGUUGUCCCAACUCCAUCUUGUAAAGUCAACUUCCAACACCAACACUCCAUCUUCCUAUUUGAGUUGAAUUCCGAGCAGAAUCUACUCUUCAUCAAGCAGGGCAUCGGUGACAACAUUCAAAAGCCAUCUUUUGUACAGCUCUAAGUUCCUAUUCACCAUUUCCUCUUUCCGUCCGCAUUCGCAUUUGCGUUUCCCACCUUUGCAUGCGAGCCUUCCAAUUUCUGUCGUGUACACUGCCGCCAUUCAAGAACAUUCUCCUCCUUGCGAUGUGUUAGGUGACACGCCGAGCCAUCUCCGAUAUGCCUCCUUCUGGCAAGAACCACAUUGGUCUUGAUUUCACCAUGUCGCCAAAUAUUCCACCCGAAUCGAGGGAGUCGUCAGCUCCACCCUCACCUACAGCGAUGAGAACUCUCCAGAGAUCGAUAAGUAACCUCUCCGACGAGCGAACACCUUUGCUUCAAAGUGCUGGGCGCUCUCGCAUACGUCUUGGUGGUGCCACAGAAACCAACCGCCCAUAUCUAUCAAGUCAUCACAGCUUCUCUGGUAAGUUUUAGUUUUACCGCAGAUUUCCAAACUUCUGCUUUCCUCUAUACUGCUGCGAACGGGGCUAACGAUAUAUCAUCUACAGGUAGUUUACGUGGCAGUCGACACCAUAGUCGUGCCGGAUCCUUGGGCCAACGUUUAGUCACUGCCCUAACCUCGGAAAGACAUGGACCCAAAGACCACAUGCGAGAGUCUAAAAGCAUGUUGGCCACGGACGACAGAGUUUGGUAUGAUCAAUUUACAUCAACGGAUUGGGUUCAUGACAGCAUUGCGGAUGCAUACCGAGUGAAGGGUCUUCGAAGUAGAAAAGAUAUUCGAGGUCGGAUCAAGGCGUUCUUCGAUGGCACACAAGGUUGGAUACUAAGCGCACUAGUUGGAUUCAUUACAGCCACGAUAGCAUAUACCGUCGACGUUUCGGAGACUCCAAUUUUUGAUUGGAAAGAUGGCUAUUGUCAUGAUGGAUUUUUCAUAAGUGAAAAGGUUUGUGGCAUUCCCGGCAUUUUCUUUCAUUAUCUGACAAGACUUUUUGAACUGGCCCAUCAAAGCUUGCAAUUCAGAGUCAGCUACGUCAAGUAGUUGAAUACAUUAAUUUUCCAGAAGUAUUAGGUGAUAGGUAUGCUGACCACACAUUUAGAGAUGCUGCCCUGAUGGAAGCCAUUGUGAUGCUUGGAAAUCUUGGUCCAAUUAUGUUGAAAUACCAUUUUUCAGUGAAGAGAUCACAGAGUUUUUUAUUUACGUUCUCCUUGUAGUCGCUUUCGCAACGGCAUCAUGUCUUUUGACCUUAACUACCAAAACGGUUGUGCCAUCAACAUAUCAACUAUCUACAUUGGAUGAGAAUCUCGGUGCUCUUAGUCGACAUGAUUCCCAGGCGCCGGUCGAUGGUAAUGCCAGUCCGAAGAACAAGUUGGGAUCCGAGACAAAUGCUCCCAUGAUCUAUUACUCUGCCGCUGGGAGUGGAGUGGCUGAAGUUCGCGUAAUACUGAGCGGUUUUGUUUUGCAUGGAUUUCUUGGCUUCAGGACCCUUCUCGUCAAAACGCUUGCUCUGAUAUUAAGUGUAGCAUCUGGACUGAGUUUAGGAAAGGAGGGCCCUUUUGUACACAUUGCAACUUGUGUGGGUAACAUCGCAUGUCGUCUGUUCUCUAAAUACGAUGAUAACGACGGAAAACGCAGAGAAGUCUUGUCUGCGGCUGCGGCUGCGGGUGUUGCAGUAGCUUUUGGUGCUCCUAUCGGCGGUGUUCUUUUUUCUUUGGAAGAAGUCGCGUACUUUUUCCCUGCUAAAACACUAUUUCGAACCUUCUUCUGCUGCAUCACCGCUGCACUGACGUUGAAAUUUCUCAAUCCUUAUGGCACCAACAAGAUUGUCAUGUUUGAAGUUCGCUACUUGACGGACUGGGAAUUCUUUGAACUUGGCGCUUUCAUCAUGGUAGGCGUACUUGGUGGCAUAACCGGUGCAACAUUCAUCAAGGCAUCUAGGUCCUGGGCCCAGUCUUUCAGGAAGAUUGAAAUUGUAAAAAAGUGGCCGCUGUUCGAGGUCAUGCUGGUUGCUCUACUUACAGGUCUCGUUGGCUAUUGGAACCCGUAUACCAAAAUUCCAGUGGCCAAAUUAUUGCUCAACCUAGCUAGCCCUUGUGAUACUGAUAAGUCAGAUAGCAUGGGUCUUUGCCCAAAUAGCAUUGAUGAGAUUUUCCCCAUCAUUGGUCAAUUGACUAUUGCAUUUUUCAUUAAAGGGCUUUUGACCAUCAUUACAUUUGGCAUUGUAAGUUCGUCUUGUUUUCAGCUUGAUAAUGAUGAUUACUGCAUCUGGUCAUCCAUCCAUCCCAGACAGUAUGACCAUCCACUAACACAGUGCCACAGAAAGUACCUGCAGGUAUAUAUGUCCCGUCCAUGGUUGUAGGCGGCCUACUUGGCCGAACUGUCGGCCAUUUGGUACAGUGGCUCGUACUACGAUUUCCCGAUGCUUCCAUAUUUGGGAGUUGCGCUGCGCACGAGAGUGGAACAUCAUGUAUUACUCCAGGGGUUUAUGCCCUCAUUGCUGCUGGUUCCACAAUGUGUGGUGUAACAAGGUUGUCUGUGACCUUAGCAGUCAUUCUAUUUGAACUGACGGGUAGUCUUGACUAUGUUUUACCUUUUUCACUCGCUGUAUUGGUCUCAAAAUGGACAGCGGAUUUCAUGGAACCUCUCAGCAUAUAUGUAAGGAUCAAAUCAUAAUAAAGAAGGACAGAAGACGAACUAACUUAUCAGGAUUUAUUGACGAAUUUGAACGCCUACCCAUUCCUCAACAACAAGCAUAAACCAGUUUUUACCUCUGAUCUUGCAGACAUUGUUCCACGAGUUCGGAGAGAAAGAGUAAUUGACAUCUCCGUCUCCCCCAUGAUUCCUGCUAGCAGUCUGCGUCAGAAGCUCGAACUUCUGCACCAGGCAGGCGAAGUCGAUGGUGGAUUGCCAAUCAUUAGGGAUGAUGUUCUUGUUGGUCUGAUACCAGCACCUGAUUUAGAAUUUGCUCUUGACAAUCUUGAUAAUGAGCCAGGUACCCUGUGCCUCAUGGCGGCCAUCAACAACUAUGAUGAGCCGGAUGGAGAAGAGCAUGUUGAUCCUACUGACUUUACGCCUUACAUUGAUCCUGUAAGCUACACCUGGUUGCCUUUUAUCCUCGGAACACCGCUGAUGACAAACAAAUAGGCACCGGUAGCUUUGGAUAUUCGUUCCCCGAUGGAUUUAGUGUACGAAUGUUUUGUGAAACUUGGCUUGAGGUAUGUUUGUGUGUUGAAGGACGGUCGGUAUGCCGGUCUGGUAAGAUCUCCCUAACCUUCACACAUUCUAUAUUUAAGACACCUAACCAUUUUCUAGACUCACAAGAAAACUUUUGUAAAGUACAUGCGAGAAUUGGAAGAAAGAGAUGAGCAUAGUUGAUUUUAUGGUAGUAUUGAAUUGUGUUUUAGCGUCAGGAAUAUCAAUUGGGCGGCGUCUUGAUCUAUUUUGAAGGAGUUUGAAUAUCCAAUACCCUGGUGUACUUCAUAGAGCAUUGGCAUUAGCGUUGAUUUCGAUUUUGCAGGCCGGCCUAGGAGGCUUUUUUCGCAGAGGAAGUGAGUAUAAAGUCAGUCAUACGUCAGACAUAAUCUUUAUCUUUAUCAUCUUGAAUU